Homarus americanus (American lobster) is the source of this 8149-nucleotide messenger RNA. RefSeq names its product ubiquitin-conjugating enzyme E2 H (gene UbcE2H). Gene Ontology annotation, molecular function: ubiquitin conjugating enzyme activity. Gene Ontology annotation, cellular component: nucleus. Bases 116 to 670 code for a protein of 184 amino acids. Lineage: Eukaryota; Metazoa; Arthropoda; Malacostraca; Decapoda; Nephropidae. The transcript is spliced from 5 exons. Gene Ontology annotation, biological process: protein polyubiquitination; ubiquitin-dependent protein catabolic process. The record is from RefSeq and is a predicted model, not a curated record.
UGUGACGUCAUGAGGUCUCAGAAGGUCGCCAUUGUGUGUUGUGUUCAGUCGUACUAGGUGAAGCUCAUUAUUUGGCUUGGAAUUAGGGCUUCUUGGCCCUUCAACACCUACCAAAAUGUCAUCACCUAGUGCAGGAAAGCGUCGCAUGGAUACUGAUGUCAUCAAACUUAUCGAGAAGAAGCACGAAGUUACCAUGCUCAAUGGGCUGAACGAGUUCUGUGUUAAAUUUUAUGGACCCAAAGGCACCCCGUAUGAAGGAGGCGUGUGGAAAGUUCGCGUCCAUCUCCCGGAACAUUAUCCUUUCAAAUCUCCGAGCAUUGGCUUCAUGAACAAAGUGUACCACCCUAAUAUUGAUGAGGUAUCAGGCACUGUUUGUUUGGACGUAAUAAAUCAAGCCUGGACAGCCUUAUAUGAUCUGUCAAAUAUCUUUGAAAGCUUCCUCCCUCAACUUCUAACAUAUCCAAAUCCAAUUGAUCCCUUAAAUGGGGAUGCUGCCGCAAUGUACCUCCACAAGCCUGAAGAGUACAAGAAGAAAGUGUCAGACUAUGUUAAGCGAUACGCAACAGAAGAAGCUCUGAAGGAACAGGAAGCUGCUCAAGCUGAUUCUUCAGACUCUGAAUCUUCCAUGUCUGACUUUUCUGAAGAUGAAGCACAAGACAUGGAGCUCUAACCACCCCAGCUGACCCCUGUAUCAUCGCAGUCUCCUUCAUCCUCCCCUCCCCAUCACCUCGUGCUCCAGACUCCCAGCCAGCUGUUUAUCUGCCACAGCAUAAUUUUUUCCUCAUACUAUUACAUUUCAAAUAAUGUACAACUACUCAUAAAAGUAUAAAGGCUCAGACUUGUCAUUUUCACGAUAUAUUUGUGCUGCUUUGCAAAAGAAAAAAUUAUAUAAUGACAGAUGGUUAUUGACAUCUUGCAGCUUUAUUUCUCUUACUUUUGUACAUAGCGAUGCCUCCUCUAUGAUAUGUCAACAAUAACCACAUGUCGUUGCUGGUAUUCACUCCAGCGUUAAACAUCAUAUGGUGGGAACGUAAACCUGGUGGUGUCAGUUUCUCAUUUUUAACGCUUAAUAGGAGAAAAUAAGUUGAUCAGACUGGUGUAUAUGUAACUGUAGCAGUGAAAUACAAGUCCAAAUAGUGUGAAUUAAAUGAUUGUAGGUCAUAGUCUAUUCAGGUUAAUUUUUCAGUGCUGAUCACCCCUAGAACACUUUCACUAAUCAAUUGGUGAGCUUGUGAGUUUUAUAGAGUCCUAAGUUUGUCCAGUACAGUACCCUAGGGAGAUUUUUUGUAUAUUUUUGUUUAAUAAUCUUCAUUAGGGGGUUUCAUAUAGAAGCAGGAUAUUGUUGUGAAAUCCUCUUAUGUUAAUUAUACAAAAUUUUUAAAGAUUACCAGAAACAAGAUGUGUUGGUGUGGUAACUACUCCAAGCCAAGAUAAUGAUGGUGAAUGUUUAACAAGAAUAUGCUGCAGGUAUAUUGCAAGUACAGUAUCUUGUAUUACAAAUCUUUUUAUUGUUAGUGUAGAAGAUAUAAAAAAAAAAUUAAUGCUGCAUAGGUAACAGAUUAAAGUAUUUGGAAUGUUCUUUUUACACUAAAAAUGGAUAUCAUAUUUUUUCCUGUACAUAGUUUAAAAUUAACCAGGUGAUAUAUUGUUUCUCCACUGAUCAAAUAGAUUGUGAUUAAACAUAAGAUUUUUCCAGAAGAACCGUUGCCUUCAGACAAGUGGCUGGCAUCACAGUGAGUCAUGGAGCUUCACAAUCGUUCACAGAGAUUAUAUUAAGUGUAAACAGUGACUCCUUCACAGACAAAUGAAGGAAUAGUUUUUAUACAGGAGACUUUUUUUUCCUAGUGCCACUGAUUUGCUCCCCCAUGUGUGUAUUCCUGACUCAGCUCCUGCAUGCUCCCUUGUUUGCUCACGUCUCUAUGAGUCAUGGCGGUAAGAAUAACCCAUAAUGCAGGUUGUCAUUCUUGAUCUACUACAUACACACGUGUGAUAAUUGUUAUAUACUGUAUAUAUACUGAACCUGGGAUAUUAUUCAGUGUAAGAGAUAUUUAAUAUGCAUUUUCUGACUGCAUACAAUAUACAAAUAAGUGAUAACUCGUUUAUUAACUACUGUAGUACUUUAGUCCAUCAAUCUCAUACUGCAUGGUGGUAUUGUCACUUGUAUUUUUUGAUGUUCUGGUCAGUAUCUUUGGAUAAUGUCAUCAGAUAUUAAAAAGCAUAACCACUUAUAUGUAAGGCCUAACAAUGAAGUUUAUUUUAGUUUUAUUAUUUUUGUUUUUACCAAACUACUCUUUCCUUUACAUAUAAUAAAUAUGUUGUUUUAUAAAGUCCCUGGAUGACGUUAAUUUAACCUUUUUUUUUUUCAAUCCGAGCGCUACAUUCUGUAAUUAAGGAGCUGACUUAUAAUGCACUAGCUGUUAUCAGGUGGAGGGACAGCAGUGGCCAAGUUAUUUACUCCCAGACGCCAGAAAGCUUCAUUCACCGUUAAAAGUUGACAACAGUAAAGACGUGAAAUUAGAAGUUUUUCGGUCUCUCUACCGGGUAAAUAUUUUUAAGUAGUUUCAGUAAGAAAAGUUUAAGAAGUUUAAAUAAAGUAUUCCAAAGUAGUUUUUAUUGUAAUUAUGACUUUUAAUGGUGUUGGAGCUUGGGUUUAUGGGAGUACAAUGUUAUACAUAAUGUUGAGUGUGACUGUGUCUUUGUUUUAUCUUAUAUGAUGACAGAUAGUUUAAUGUGUCUGUAUUUUGUUUUAGUGCUAAGAUGUUUGAACUUGAGGACUCAGUAUGCACUUCAUUCAUACACUGCAUUUGAAUUUUUUUUAUUAUUUUUAUUGUUUUUUGAAGGAGUCUGGAUGUCAUAGCUGCAAACCAGAAACCCGCAUUGGUUGGUUACAUUAACAUGUUGCCUGGAGACUAGCAGAGGGAAGGUUGAUCUUAGUGAGCCAUGGGACCAUUGAUCUUUGUGGACCAUCACUGGCAAAAACAAGAUUUGAAGUGACAGUGAAUAGGAUGUGGCCAGAACGAUUUGUGGGACUGGUUGGCCUAACAAGCUAUGAAACUUGAUUUUUUUUAUGUGACCAAUGAUUGGCAUACAAAAGCUUUGCAUGAAUAGUAGAGGAUCAUAAUUCAUAACUUAAAUAUGGAGAAUUACAUACUGCAGUACAUAGACCAUUGAACAGCAAGAAUUUUAGUUAAUAUAAAUCCAUACAUGCCACGUCUAGUCACUAACCAUUGUGCCACAUUCAGAGAGAACAGAGACGAUUAACAUUGUAUGCAUUAAUAAUUCCCUUAUUGUUUAAUUAAAUCUGCAGGUUGUGGAUGAAGGGAUAAAUAGAAACUUAUUAAUAACAUGUUGGUUAAUCAAAAAAUAUUUUAAGCUGUAGGACACUAACUUCAAGAAAGUACUUUUUUGUGCUUGAUUGUCCUGUGCCUCAGUGCUUGGUAGCUCAGAACAUAUUGGAGUUGUCUGCUGAGAUCCAUUCUUACAGCACACACACUGCCUUAAAAUACAACAACUUGAUAUCUCCUGGGAGUCCAUACACGUGCAGAGAUAUGCCGCUGGUUAUACGUAAAUCUCCUCAAACUGCCACAUAUAUUGGAUUGAACGAUUUAGCCUUAACACUUUUAUACUGUAGUACUGUAAACUAUGAAAACAUUACUAAAGGUUUUUAAUUAGUUAUGAGAGUUUUCUAAUCUGUAAUGGGGAUAAACUCGUCGAUAAAAACAUUUCCUUGUCGAUGAAAUAAAGACAAAAUGUCGUGUAAGACAUUCUUCAGUUUUUAAGAUGGCAUUUCCUUGGGAAUAAGAGGCAUAACUAAUACAGUGACUCGGGUUGACGGGAAUGACUUACUCUGAACGUGUGAAUAGCAACAUUCUGUCCAGUUCUCAGGAUUUAAUGUCUACAAGUUGAAACUUUCACUUAAGCGGUGCAAUAUGGGGGGCGGGGAUGUCAUUGUUAGCUUAGUCAUAUCAGAAUUAUUUUAUCAGGUGGCAAAAUGAGAGAUAUAAUAUGAAGUCAUGUGGUUAUGGGAGUUAAGUUACAAGAAUGGUAAUAAAUGAAGAUGUUGAUUACACCUUCAGACGAGCAAAAAACUGACGACAGACUAUGCAACAGUGUCUGGAAAAGGGGAAAUGACUACUUAUGGUUUUUUACUAAAUUACUGAAAACCUGAACAAAGUGAGGUCAUUUGAAUAAAAAAAUACGGUAUAUUAUAAAAUUCUUGAGGGAAAUUUGAGUUGGUUGUAGAUACAGAAAGUUGUUUAUAGUAAGAGAAUACAGUAGUUAAAACUUCAUUUACCUUUAUGACGAUGGUAUAACUCGUCUUCAUUAUGGUUUUGAGUGUAACUGCAUCAUUAGUCAAUUUAGGAGAUUCUUAGUUCAUCUGUAAUGUGAUUUAAGUGAAACUUGACAUUUGUGUAUGAAAUAAAUUACAAAUAUUAGAUUGAUUAGGAUGAGUGGAGACAAAAGUUUUAAACUGAUUUAAACUUUUAAUUUGCUCAUUGUAUGAAAAAAGAAUGUUUGUUAUAUACUGUAGUUAUUUAUCUGUGUGAACCCUUUGCAGAUUUUGAGAAAGAUAAAUCUGACAUUUUUGGGCUUUUGUAAAAAUUAGGCAUAUGUAGGUGGUGGUAAGAUGUGGGGUCUACGUAGGCAACUCGUGAGUGUCAGCCGAGGCUAGUGUUGGACCCGAGCUGCUCCGCCCACCAUGUACGGUAGUGUCAACUUGAGUAAAGCGCUGUAGAGAGAUAUGUAAGCUUCCCCGCUAUGUUGCCUUGUUUUACCUUUGAGUGUAAUGGACUAAGCUUACUUGGAAAAAUGUUUCUAGUUAUGUAGACGUUUUAUUCUUGUUAAAUUGGUAUAUAUUUAAUGUCUUCUCAUCGAAAAUAUAUUCAAGUGGCAUAAGAUUUUAUUUAAGAGUUAUAGAGUAUGCUUACAGACAUGUUACUAUGGGUUAAGAAGUGUUUGGCAUAGCUAGAAAAAGAGAAAAAUUAUCUAUAUUGAAAUUUAGUCUAGUGCUCCCUAAUAGUAUGUCACUUAAGGUAUGAGCAACUCUUCAAAAAGUAUUUAACAUGUAGAGUAAGUGAGCAGAUUUGUCACACUAACAGUUUAUUGUAUAUUAAUGAGGUUCUUUAACAAUAUAGUCAAUAAAUAUGUUCCUGGACGUAAAGCCCGAAGCAUGUACGCUACUUCGUCUGUUUCGGUUACGCUGAAUUAACUUGUUAAAAUUGUUGUCUAAUUUAAACCAGUCACAAUGUGGAAAUUUAGUAAACAUAUUUGCAUAGAUGAUGAUAAACUAAUUGAUUGUUAGAACAAUGUAGUUUUUAAAGUUAAUAUUGUGAUAAUAUUAAGUUCAUCAAAUGAACUAAACAGCAAAUAUGUAUCAUUCAUGUACUAUAUCCACAACAAUAUUGUGUGUGGUGCUCUUUGGAUUAAUAAUAGUGUGCUGGUUUUGUUCAGGAAUGCAUUUUUCCUUCACUCUUCUCGACACAUCCUAACGGUAUUUAAAGGUUAUACGGCCUGUGUAUUGUGAUCGUGGUUACGAGAGCAGACGUUACGGUAAAUACUUUUAAGUCCGUUAUGUCUUUAUUUUUUACCCACCACUGUUUAGUUACGUUUUAUAACGAGAGUUGCAUGGUGUAUCUGUAAAGACUUAUGUUAGUAGUGUUACAGUGUGGUUUGCCUCGGCAUGAGGAGCGGAGCUAUGUUGCUGCUGUGUGUAGAGUUUUAACGGUAGGGUCAUCCAAGCACUGGUCUCCGUGUUCGUUGUUCUCAAGAUACCACCUUCUUGACACAUUUUGAAGUCGUUCGCUUCCAGGCACGCGCUACCUCUUAUAGAACGUUGACGUACUCUUGUGCAUCGUCGAAAAGUUGAUUCGGGUAGUAGUAAGUUUGAAAUUGUAAGUUAACUACUGUAGUUAUGUCUCUAAUAUGAAAAGACUUGAUGCUUUAAUUUCAGUAUUUAUGGUAACAUCAAUCUAAGGAUUUCAAAAUAAACAGAAGUGGUACCAUUUGAGGGUAAUGCUCUCCAGACUUUGUGGUGGUGUGACCAUUAGCACAUAAGGACUAUUAUUGCUUGCCAGCCCCCCAAAGCUUUAAGGGCAAGUGCUCAGGAGUGUGUUAACAUAAACACUACUAAAAGAGGUUUAUCUGCUGGGCAGCAUCAAAUAUGGAUCUAACAUCAUCCAUCAUGGGCGACUGAUGUGGCUGAUGGUGUGAAAACCAUUCCCUGUUGUAGUUGGCCAUUUGUUACUUUGAAAUUCUUGACAAUAACAAAAAUACUGUAGUAGAAACCAGGGCAGUUUUUUAAUGAAGUCAUUAUGUUCAUUCAUUAUUGUGGAGCAUGGAAUGUAAAGUCAAUAAUUAACAUGGAUUAUUUUCUUCAGUGUUUAAUCAUAAUUAAUUUGUAAUGGUUACAAUAUUGAAGAUUCCCAUUAAUUCUGUAGUGAAAGUUUGUAACCUUGUAAUGUAACUAGAACCAAAGUUUUAAUAUAAGACCAUGCAUAUUAGAUUGACAGUGUGUGUUCCACUCUUGUUUCACAGUCUUUGAGCAGGUAGUAUUGUGAAAAUCAUUUUUAUUUUGUGAAAUUUUAUGUUUAUAUACUUGAAGUGUACCUACUGUAAAUAUUUUAAGUUUUAUCAUGACUUAACAAAUAAUGUAAAGUAAAAAAAAAUCUUUUCAUGGCAUAGAUUAGGAUGUUUUUAAAAAGUUAAUUAAAUUAUACAUAGAGCCUAUCACAGCAUUAACACAAUAAGUCAACUUUUGCAAUGAUCUGAAACCUGGAAAGUACUGUACAGAGCUGUGUAGCCAAGUUUAGUCAUAUUUUACACAGCAAUCAUACAGUAAAUUUUAAAACUAGAACAACUAACUGUUUCAUGAAUACUGUAGUGCUGUACCAGGCAUUUGAAUUUAUUUAUUUUUAAUCAUCACUUUUGUAUUUUAGUUAGUUUUCAGUAUUUAAUUUUAUUUUCAUAAUUUUAUGUAUUGACUGAUCUUCAGUACUGAGAAGGAAAGCUGUCAAUACAAGUGCCUGCUCAGUUGAUAAGGGACAAGAGCGAGGACUGCUGUACUGUUUCUAACAUUAUCACAUUCAGUGAUUGUAUAAAAAAUGAAUGUCUUACUUACUUCUAAACUAAUGGAAAUGCCAAAUUUAAGUACCGUAUAUAUAAAUGUGUGUAUUUAUUAUGAUGAGCACAAAAUGUCUAUGCAUGUACAGUAAUUAUAAACUUGGGAGUGACAUGCAGGCCUUACUGCUGUAUUGUUCAGUGGUGCGCUAAACCAGGAGGAUCUCAUGAGCCAAAGGUGUCUAGUGCAAUUUUUUUUACCUGGAUGGGCGCAGAGAGCACUUUGUCUUUCAUAACCUCACUGUCUUUCAUGGGGGGUUUGGCUGGCAUGUUAACACAAGCGACAGGAGCUGUAUAAACACCAAAUUCGCUGCUAUGUGUCCAUUGACCAGUUGGUGUAUUGUAAUUUGGAAUAAAGUUAAAAGUAACACAAUUAAAAUUUGGAAAGUUGCUACUAUCUCCAAAUAUAUAGAUUUUCCGUUGAGGAAAUGUUUUCCAAAUCCUUAUGAGGCUCUCUUCAUUAUCAUGUAAAACUUGUGAGUGUAGAUGAGAUGCAAUAACAUGUUGGUGUUUAUUUAGCUCCAUCAUUGCAACACAGUCCAGGAUAAUGUUCAUAAUGUCCCCUUCAAUUGAUCCACGUCUGCCGACAUGCCAUAAGUGUUUCUUCGAGUGUACCGAGAAUGGCAACCCUUCAUCUCUGCUCAUGUGAUACCCGCAAGUGUAAUAACCAACUUGCCGGAACUCUUUGUGGUGAUAAAUGAAUGAUGUCGGCCAUUAUGCAGCUUGGUCCUUCUGUGGCUUCCUUGAGUGGUCAGAGUGGUAGUGUUAUGCAAGUAAUUAAUGGUUUGCUAUCUUUUGUAUAGCAUGCUAUAUGGAGUAGAUAUAUGUUGUCAUACGAAUUUUGACCUGUAAUGUUGAUUAUUAUAAUCAAAUGAGAUAUGCAUUACACGACUGGCAGGAAUGCCUUGUGUCAUUGCUCUUAGCACCACCGUGAGGCAACUUGUUCAACACCUCAAACAUUGUGCAAAUGCGGGAUAUCAUGACUUUGUAUAUUCUUAACUAAGCUAAAUAAAUGCCUCUGUGUUAUUUGUAA